Scleropages formosus (Asian bonytongue) is the source of this 3755-nucleotide messenger RNA. RefSeq names its product family with sequence similarity 110 member D (gene fam110d). The transcript has 2 exons. The coding region runs from base 1012 to 2235 and encodes 407 amino acids. NCBI's taxonomy places the organism in Eukaryota, Metazoa, Chordata, Actinopteri, Osteoglossiformes, Osteoglossidae. The record is from RefSeq and is a predicted model, not a curated record.
UAAGCGCGCCGCCCGACGCUGGCCACGCGCUCCAGUCCUCGUGCGUGGAGGGAGUACUGUACGGUACCGUAUCCCGGAUCGGCCCACGAGGGAAGGGGCCGGACUGCGCGCCGCUGAGCGGACACCGCCGACCGGGCAGCGGACGCGAUCAGUGGGGAGGAACCGCACAGCGGGAAAAGAGCGAUCGUCCACGCGUGGGUCAGCGACACAGCAACCAGCGCCGCGGAGCUGCAAGAGGAGGAGCCAGGUAUAGAAGCAGGAUCUUGCGCUGUCCAUCCUGCAUGUGACGCCAGCCAAACAAUAGCGGCUUGACAGGUGGCCCCAAGACAACCGUGGGGAGCAAACAUCUGAGUCAAUUACAUGUCCUUUCCUGGGGCCACGGUUACAAAAGAGAACAGUGGAAACGUGGACCUCAAAGAGAAGAAGAGGAAGGAAUAAAUAGUUACUCUUUCCAAGUGAACUCUGACAGUUAUUUCUGGUGUUUUGUGGGCAAGCUGGGUACUCAUUUGGGGACACGCUUGGACGGUGGAAAAAGGAUUUCCCUCUUCCUUACCCAUUUAUCCCAAGGCUUGUGUAAAUAGUGGAUAUAGAUAUCAAUUUGUACAGCUCCCAAAGUGCCCAACAAAGAGGCUAACUUUAGCCAAACCCACUGCAAGCUCUGCUAUUGCGGCUGCUGGAAUUGGUACCCUUCUUGUUUCUCCUGGGCAGACUUCCGACAUGACACGGCCACCGCGAGCCCUUCUCUGACUCCAGGGAAACAGCUUCUUCGCACAGGUCCUACAAGAAUGGUAGCCUGUUUCGAAAGGCACAGCUCAUAUCGUUCCGCAGAGCUUAGCAGUGACUGAGCAAUAGCAAACAAAUGUCUGAAAGAUUGUGAAGAACUACAAAUCCUCAGGUCUGAAGAGGUGUGUGGGUGCGCCUGCUUGCAUCAGUGUUGCUCCCUCAUCCUCACUGGGCAGCAACUUUUGAUUUCAGCUGCUUUGAUGUCUUUAACCAGAAGGGUGGCACAACAUGAAGCCUUUGACACCCAUCGGCUCACCCUCCCCUCUGCGGCUCCUCAACAAGGGCCCUGACUAUUUGCGUAGGCAGAUGGACGGUGGGGGCCGGGGCCGCACAGUCAGUGCAGUGGAGCGGCUGGAGGCCGACAAGGCCAAGUAUGUGAAGAGCCAGCAGGUCAUCAGUACGAAGCAGGAGCCAGUGCUGGGGCCUUGUGCCACUCCCCCUCCCAUACCCCGGCGCCCACUCACUGUGCCCGGCGCCUCCACUCCCCAUAUGAGCCCUCACCGAGUGCUGGCUGCCCCUUACUCUUCCCCUGGCCCGCUUACUUUGCGGGACGAGAACGAGGAUGAUGCCAGGAAAGAGAAUCGGAGUGUGGUCGAUGUGGAAAAUCACAACCAGAGCAAUGCAGCGCGUGCCCCACCAACCUCGGUGGCCCUCGCUGUCCCGUUGGUGGCCCCACACAGCGCCCCUGUGGUGCGCCGUAGCACAGGCAAGCGCAUGCUGCGCCCUGACUCACUUGUCAUCUACCGGCAGAAGAAAGAGUGUAAAACGCCCAGUGCUGGCACUAAUGGGGACGUAAAGGGCUACAGCUUUGUUCGUCGACUCUUCCAGGGGUCCAUGCGUGAAAAGAACAGUGCUGAGGGCCUGCCCAAAAUGACAAUCAGUGAAGAGAAGGCUACUUCGCGGGAUGGAGACUCCCGGAUGUCCUGGACUAAUGACAAGGCAACUAUGGAGGCCACACAGGAGUCCAAGGGCAAUUCCAAGAUGCAACACACCCUACUGGCGACUCCCAGCAGCCCUUGCAUGCAAGAGAGGACUAAGCACACUGCCUCGAGUGUCACAGGUGAUCCCUGGAUGCGACUGGGUGGGCUACAUCGCUCUAAGUCAGACCUGCGCCUCCGCUGCUCGCUAGCACUGUCGGACAAAGAGCGCUUCUUUGACUUCUGUGGGCUGGACUUAGAGAUGGUAGAGCGACUGGGACCAGAGAACUUCUUGUCAGCCGCCAGCUCGGUUGACACCCUGUCCCUCAUGCUACGUAGCGUGAGUGGCGGUGGGGGUGGAGGCUCCGAGAUCAGCGAGUUCUCCCGCCACUCGGGGGACGGACUCUUUCAGGAGGAGUUGACGGAACAACUGCCAUCCGGUGUGUCCAUCAUCGAGAGAAACGCCCGAGUCAUCAAGUGGCUUUACAGCUGCAAGAACGCUGCCCAGGAGGGCCCGAAGGAGUCCACUGUGUAGUCAACAAAAACCAAAUAAAAACCUCCUUUUGUCCUAUGGACUAAACUCUGUACUGUAAACAUUCAUAUGUCCUACAGACAACUGCUGUGUAAACUUUGUCAGAGUGUUACAUGUGUUCAUCGUGGGGCAAUUUGUCAGAUAAGUGCACUAUCGUUUUAUGACAAGUGGAAUCCUAUUUCACUGCAGUGUUAUUGGUCUGUGAACUCGUGGCAAUACUGAAGGUGGUCAGUGCCACUCCUUCCCAUCCUUUUUCCACCUCUUCCAGUAAUGGCACCUCCCCGGUCCAACUGCAUCGUAACAAUAAGGCACAUAUUACCCCAGUAGAAAAAAGAACCUGUAUUGAGGUUACUGUGUCAAAUGUAGAAACCCUGCAUUCUUGUUCCAUUAACAAAUCGAUAGUUUUGGAUGAAAACUCAUUAAGCUUAUUGUUGUUUUUUAAUGUCUGUAGUGGAAUAUUGAGUGGGGGCAUCCAACAAAGUAUAUAUACCUCAGUCCCCAUCUGACUCGGUUUAGACUGUGCUUUUUUCGUUUUCUUUAAGACAACUUUUUGGAACAGCAUCGAGUGAGAGAAAAAGAGGGAAACAAACGUGUCUAUCUCUCCACGCUAUACAUAUGUUGACUCUGGGACUGUCGAUAAGGACCUGAAAACUUGAGCUUGCUUUUCCAGGAAUUUUGCCUGUUAUUAAAAAAGACCACAUUAUGAAGAAGCUGUGUCUCAACUGCUGUGAAAAAUUGUGACAUUUCAUGAAUUUCAUUAGUCUCACUUCUUCCUAGUACACAAAAAAGUGAUGUAUGACAAAGCACAACUGAUUUUUUGGUCAGCCGUUUGACAAGUUCCUGUGCAUAGCUAUAAUCCGGUGAAAUAAAAACGAUUUACAUUGUAAAACAUGUAAUUACCACAAAAAUUGGUUUUGAUGCAGCUUCUGGGAAGCACGGUCAGACUGUCAUGCUAUAAAUUUUCAGAAGAAACAUCCUGUACCGGGAAGACAACGGAUGAUGAUAGCUCCCCACAAUGCAUGUAGAAUCCUGGAUUCCUUGACUUUGCUAAUGGCUGAUUUAAUUCAGUUUUACAGCAGUUCUUCAGUUUGACAUGGCUAGCCUAUGUACUUUUGUUGACUUUACCUAGAUUGCUGAGGGAUUUGCUGAGUUUCCAGCACAAAUGUUCUGUGAUAUCAGUUGCUUUAAUCCGUGUUAAAUAGUUCAGUCCAGCCAGGUUUCUGGCCCAUCAGCCGGUCAGGCAGUCUUGAUGUUGCACUUCAGAAACCAGCUGGAGGUCCUAUGAAGAACAGUGAGGUUAGAUCUGUAGAGGAAAGCAUUGUGGGUAUAGAUGCUACAAAGACAUCAUACAUACAAAAUCAUCAAAUACAGCUUAAUUCACAACACAGUCCUCAUGUAGCAUGCAUGUCAGUUCCGCAGAAAUGAAACUGGAAUAUUUUCCUAAUGUUUCUCAGAAAUGCUCUUCUGCAUGUUUACUGGAUAGUUAUAUAUAAAUAUAUAUGUUUUAUUUUUGAGAACUUCAA